Molecule: messenger RNA, 86 nt
Organism: Penaeus vannamei (Pacific white shrimp)
Lineage: Eukaryota; Metazoa; Arthropoda; Malacostraca; Decapoda; Penaeidae
Source: RefSeq, a predicted model, not a curated record
CGGCGUCUUAUCUCUACGGCGACAUUUCCGCUUCGACGGCCUCUUCAACUGGACCAUGACGCAUCGCCUCGACUCUGACUUCCCCA